AGACAUGGAAGGUAGCGGCAAUUCACGAGAAGAUGUGGGUGGGCCUAGAAACCCACAGCAAGCAGCUGCAUCUAAAAAGAUGCAACAGACUCAGGCAACAGUCGAUGAGGUCGUGGGGAUAAUGAAAGUAAACGUCGAGAAAGUACUGGAGAGAGAUCAGAAGCUCUCUGAGCUGGAGAACCGUGCCGAUGCUUUGCAACAAGGAGCAACACAGUUCGAACAGCAGGCAGGCAAACUGAAAAGGAAAUACUGGUGGAAAAAUCUCAAAAUGAUGAUCAUCAUAGGGAUUAUCUGCGUGAUCAUUCUAAUCAUCAUCAUUGCCUCUCUUGUGCCCAGCUCGUCAUCGGAGCCCGAAAAACACUGAUAGCAUUAUGUCAAUGGAAAUCUAAUACUUGGCUUGUUAAUUUUUGUCUUAGAGCGACAAUUCAUUCUGAUGAUGUAAGUUACGGGCAAAAGAAUUUUUUAAUAUAUUACAAUCUGCAGUCUUGUUCAAAGAAAUUGCUGCAUUAGCAACAAGUACAUAUCUACAUCUUUGUAUACAUAUACAUAUAUAUUUUUGAGACUUAAACUUAUUCAAACGCACAUUUCAACUAACUGCAGUAUUAAUACGGGUGGUCUUUCUCCAUUUUUCUCUUUUAUUUUUCGUAAAACUAUAAACAGACAAUACAUUUCCUAAUGUUAUCUUGUUAAAAUGCUUAUUGUACAUUUAUUAAUGAUAUAUAAUAUAUAAUAUAACGUUUAUACUUUUUCCCAAAAACUUUUGAGUCAUUCAGGCUCCUAUUUAGCCUUGCUCCUUGUCCAGAUUUCAUUUUCCAAUAAUUUAUUCAUUUCUUUUCCACGAAAAUCAUUUUCUUUAGGUGAUAUUAUAGAAUACGUUAAUUAGAGUUAAGGCUUUAUUAUUAGAACCAUGUGUGCACUUUAAUUUAAUACGAUACUAUUGUUUCCAAAUAAAAAUUAAAAAGAA
Messenger RNA from Megalopta genalis, 964 nucleotides. It is a transcript of the gene Syb, whose product is annotated as Vesicle-associated membrane protein synaptobrevin. Gene Ontology annotation, cellular component: membrane. Gene Ontology annotation, biological process: vesicle-mediated transport. The record is from RefSeq and is a predicted model, not a curated record. Lineage: Eukaryota; Metazoa; Arthropoda; Insecta; Hymenoptera; Halictidae.